AUGUUCACUGAUCUAUUCCUAUAUGCAAUGAUUGUUCCAGUGAUGCCCACGACCCUAGUAUCCCGGGCAAAUGUCAAACAAGAAGACCUGGAAUACUGGAACAGCGUUCUCCUCAUCACCAUGGCCGGAUCAGCGCUAAUCUGGAGCCCUACCUUCGGAUACUUGGUUGACGUUUCUGGGACGCGCCAGGUCCCGUACCUAUUCGGACUCACGCUUCUCUUUGCCUCGAUGACUAUAUUUACAGCCGCGCAUUCAGUGCCAUGGUACAUGGCCGCCCGCGCCCUUCAAGGUGCCGCAACCGCUAUGGUAACCGUGGCAGGUCUAGCGAUCGUGACUGAUGCCGUGGACAAGCGCAAACUUGGACAGAUGAUCGGCUAUGUUGGUACGGCGAUGACAUUGGGUUUUGUGUCUGGGCCACUUUUGGGAGGAAUUGUUUUUGAGAUUGGAGGGUUUUAUGCUGUUUGUGGAAUGGCAUUUAUGAUCAUCACUCUUGAUUUGCUUCUACGACUGGCUGUUGUUGAAAAGAGAGUUGCGGCGAAAUGGUUGACUGAGACUGAGAGAGCGUUCAUCGCCGAGUCGAACAAUAGCAGCGAACUACCAUAUGGAACAGAAGUUCAUGGUAAUGGAACAAUUAAGGUCAUCAAGCAGGAUGGGACAUUCGCUCUUUUCAAUCUACUGAAACAGCGGCGAAUCCUUAUCAGCUUAUGGGCUAUCAUCGUCAGCAAUGUGGUAGUAUCCGCAUUUGAUGCUACUCUUACCAUCUUCGUUCAGAAGUUGUUCCACUGGGACGUCCUUGGAGCAGGUCUGAUCUUCCUGCCAGGAGCCUCUGCAGCUAUCUUCCAGCCUUUCUUCGGAUACCUCUCCGACCGCCUCGGCUCCAGAAUAAUCGCAUUCACCGGCUUCACCCUCCUAUCCAUCCCCCUAAUAUCCCUCCGCCUCGUCAACCAAAACACCGCUCUCCACAUAACAAUCCUCUGCAUCAUCCUAGGCAGCGUCGGAUUAUGCGUUGACCUAAGCGAACCCGCCCUUAUGGUUGAAAUCCAGCGAGUCCUGGAUGACAUGGAGACCAAGGAUCCUGGCGUUUUUGGCGAGAAGGGUGCUAUCGCACAGGCCUUUAGUCUGCACAGUAUGGCACAUUUUGGGGGACUGGCAUUAGGGCCGAUUGUAGGGGGGUUUUGUCUCGUUUCAUUUUGGGUGGGAUGCGAUGACGCUUGCUCUUGGGAUACUUGCGUUGGUUACGGCUGUGCCUAUGCUUUGGCUAAGUGGCGCGAAGGGGGAGGAGGGUAG
Molecule: messenger RNA, 1287 nt
Organism: Penicillium subrubescens
Lineage: Eukaryota; Fungi; Ascomycota; Eurotiomycetes; Eurotiales; Aspergillaceae
Product: MFS transporter
Exons: 6
Coding region: 1-1287 (428 amino acids)
Biological process (GO): transmembrane transport
Molecular function (GO): transmembrane transporter activity
Source: RefSeq, a predicted model, not a curated record